Bemisia tabaci is the source of this 2898-nucleotide messenger RNA. The record is from RefSeq and is a predicted model, not a curated record. NCBI's taxonomy places the organism in Eukaryota, Metazoa, Arthropoda, Insecta, Hemiptera, Aleyrodidae.
CGCUUAAUCGAUACGGUUCCCGCGACGCGACAGAGCCGCGAGCCUUGGCGCUUCCCUCCCCGUCGCGUUAGAGUGGUGUCAACGUGCGCUUCUUCCUCCCCGAGUGUGACAUUUUUGUGACGAGUUCGAUGACGUUCGAUUUAUUGUGAUUCGAGAGAGUGCGAUGAACGUUGGUCUGUGAUCGCUUGUGGUCUGUGUCGCUAUUUGGGAUUUCAGUGCUACGGGAACCGAGGAUUCGCAGUUUAUAAAGGAUGAAAUAAUUGGCAGCCGGAUGAGCCGAACGGUAACAAAGGAUUAAUCUAGUUCGGUUAACUUUGAGUAUAACAAUUCGUGUUGCAUUGGCGAAGGCAUGGAGUAAACUCAUAACAUUCUGCGAUUACGGUGCUCGAGUGUCUCAAUGAGGAGAUCGCGGCAACCCUUGUGGCCGACCAAUGUUUGACCGCGGAGGAAAAUGGGCCCGAGGAAUCCUCCCGGCAAGACUUCGUCCUCCAGACGUCCAUGGCGCUCAUGAAACGGCUCCUUGUCGACGCUCAAAAUAAAUUCCGAAAAAUGGUGGACGAGAACCGUCAACUGGGCUCGCGGAUCGACGGCGAGAUCCACCAGGCGAACGAGGAGAUGUCGGCCAUCCGCGACGAGCUCUCGCACACCCGCAAGAAGCUCGACGAGCACCUCCACCUCACCAACGGCUCCGCCAACCCCGCCCCCGCGCAGCCGCCCCCGAACCACCCCAACCCCAACCCGGCGCCCCCCGUCCCGGCCCGCAACCGCCCUCCGGCCGCCCGCACCGAUUCCACCCCGGAUCAAGAUCGGAACGGACCGGACGCGAAAUCCGAGCGAAGCCGGACGGAAGCGACGUCGGAACGAGCCGGACCGGAAGUGACGUCAGUGAACGGGACCGGAAGCGGAAAUGGGGAGGACAGGACCGAGUCGAACGGCGACGCGGACAGCGACCAGAGCAAGGACGCGAUCGCGGACUCGGGGUCGUCGCGGAGCACGGCGGACAGCCUGAGCAGCAGCGACGUCAGCGAACCCGCCCUCUCGGCGCCCAGGAGCGAGUCCGAGGGCGCGGCGGCUGCCCCGAACUUCCAGAAGCACCUCCGGGACCAACUCCAGCUGGUCCGACCCGCCUCCCCGACGCCCGGACCAAGUAGCAAAUCGGAUCACGUAGGUGGAUCUAAUCAAAGCAAUGUAGAUAUAGCCAACCUCUCAAACGAUGCUCAAUCCAGCUGUAACGCAAGCACACGUCUCAGAUUGGAAAAUGACCGCCUCAAGAGAGAAGUGGCCGAACUGCGGAAACUAAUUUCCGUGUCUGGUAUAGCAACUGGAAACCUAUGCAAUAGUAUUGACUCAAGUUCAAAAUCACCUGUUGAUUCUGCGAAAUCAUCGAUAGCAGCCAAUGAAGAUCUAAAUGACAGUGAAAAGAUUUCAGCCUUAGAAACAGAGCUCAGUCAAGCCAAGCAAGCGCUAGCAGCUCUGAAAAGUGACCGCAAAAGGCUGAAAGCUGAAAAGUUUGAUCUGCUUAAUCAAAUGAAACAGUUGUAUGGUACUUUGGGUGACAAGGAGAAGGAACUCAGGGAAUUUAUCAGAAGUUUUGAGCAGAGGAUGCGUGAAAGUGAAGAACAAUUAGCACAAGAAAGAGCAGAACGAGAAAGAGAGCGGUGGAGUCUUCUGCGGCACGCAAGAGAUGAAGCAGAGCGUAGUCUAAGUUUGGCUGCACAGCUUGAUCUCAAAGAACAGCUACUUUUAGAGGCUCGCCGGCAGUUGUCUGCGGCAGGUUGCCUCUCUGAUCAAGAGAGUCUUGCCUCAGUAUCGCUAUGUGGAGGAGCCAGUGCCAAAACGGUAAACGGAAUGAGCACCAAUGUUUGCCUGGUCCCUGCAGCGGGAGAUCGUGGCUCUUGUAGUGCUGAUUCUGGUGUUCGCGGUAGCUCAGACAGAGAAUCUGGAGCAACAUCUGCCGGUGGAAAUCUCUCUGACUCCACAACCGAUGGUGCCCCCACAAUCACUAUCGAGCCUAGCACCGGAGAGUUUGACUCGAUAUCACUAGUUUCAUCCAUCGCUCCUCCAAGUUUGUACCAAUCUAUUAUCAAUCCAAAAGACUGCAGUAGUCCAUCCUUAUCUCCAUUAAAUGCUCAUUCAUUCUCUAGAUCUCUGGAUAAUAAUACUUUCUCUCGAUCUGUGGAACAGCUAAAUAGCCCACCUUUAGAAAGUGAACCUGUUCGAAGGAAUAAACUUUUGCGGUCAAGUGGCGGCCGGAGUGGAGUUGGGAGCACAUGGGGUAGUAUUUCUAGGGUGUUUGCCAGAUCAAGACACCGGAAAGUCUCUAGUCCUAGUAGCGUUCAUGAAGUCGUUUCAGAUGUUGGAGACUCGCAUGGAAGGAGCUGGUCUCCGCUAACGGAAGAAGGUUAUGCGGAGAAACUGCGACUGUUACGAGAAGCUGCAUCUGUACCAAUGGAACGAUGGCGAGCACCUACAGUUCUAGCUUGGCUAGAAAUAGCUCUAGGCAUGCCUCAGUACGGUCCUCGCUGUUCCGAAAACAUCAAAUCUGGCAAAGUUUUGCUGGAGCUGAAUGAAAUAGAACUAGAGAACGGUUUGGGCAUAACGCACCCAAUGCACCGGAAAAAGUUGGUCCUUGCCAUUGAAGAGCAUCGACAUCCUUCUCUAGUUCGCUAUCCUUGUAUUGGUCAGUUGGGGCAUACCUGGGUUUCUAGUGAGUGGCUUCCCGAUUUGGGACUAGCUCAGUACUCAGAGAGUUUUGCCGCAAACAUGGUGGAUGCAAGGAUGCUGGACCAUCUAAGUAAAAAAGAACUUGAGAAAUUUUUAGGCGUAACAAGAAAAUUUCAUCAAGCUUCCAUAGUUCACGGGAUUCACCUCCUUCGAAUGAUCAAAUAUGAUAGACAG